GAGGAGCGCGCGUCUCUUAAUUAAAGGGGUCGCUUCGGUGAGAUAUUUGGCGCGUUUCGACGGCGACGCCAUAAUCCGUACGCGAUCGACUGACGCUCCUCUCGAUCAUUCGUAAAUAUAUACACCUUCCGUUUCGAUCGGUUUCUCUUCAAGUCGUUCAAUCGCCGACAGACGGACGCGUGUCGCGUCGCGUUAAACGCGUCGCUCGACGCGACGCAACUCUCGGCACGAGGAUCGGGGGAUUUAUCGCGCGCGUUCGCAGCAGCGUGUGCCGUAUGUGUGUGUGUGUGUGUUUAUGUGUGUAUACUUGGGGUGUGUGUACGUGCGCGCCAGCAUGCGACGCGAUAGCGCGCGCGUCAGAGAAGCGAGCUCGAUAGAGCGCGCACAUCCGUCGGAGUGACGGAAAGAGAGAAGCGGAGGAUUCGCGCGAUUCUUCGGGGGCCGACGCGAGAGCAGACGAAGGCGGCACACGCAGAUCGGCGUGAGACGGACGAGGGACCGGUUAAGCGUGUAACACGUACCAUUGUCAUCCCUAGACAGACGGAGAGAGAGAGAGAGAGAAAGAGCAAGAGAAAGAGAGAGAGCGGAGCGAAGACGUGUGUCGGGCAAAAGCAGUUAACGCGGAGAGAGUUGCGGCCGCCACAACAGCCGAGGGAGAAAGGAGGAGGGACAGUCGCGCCCCGCGUGCUAAUAGAAAUGACGAAGAUGCAGCAGCACUCGGUGCAGGCAGCGGCGCGGAUAACGCACGAGGAACGAAUACUGGAGGCGAUCGAUCAGCUGCGUCGACGUAAAGCGCGCCCCGACGCUGAUCGGAUCUGCAAUUAUUUGCUGCGUAACUUCUCGGUUGAUGCGCGCGACACCAUUGCCGAUUUACACCGGCUGAUCGAGGUCGAGAAGGUGAUUCAGGUCGAUUACAAGGGCAACACAAGCUAUCGCAACGCGAAGAAGUGGUCGCGUUUACAGUUGUUCAAAAAUCGUCCGGAGGGCUUUCUCAAAGAGAAAUUGAACACGAGCAUGGUUUCGAGCGCGAUAGCCGAGCUUUUGGUCGAGGAAAAUCCCGAUUAUCUCGAUCAGGGCGUACCCGCGAGCCGUUUGAUCGAGCAACUGCUCAACGGCGUGUCAAGUCCGACCUCGCGCCGCGUAGUCGAGGAGUUUCUCGGCCGGGAGGUGGCGAGCGGCAAUCUCGCGCGCCUGUCCAACGGCAAUUACUCGCUGGUAGACUCGGUGGCGACGACGGACGCGACACCGCAGCGAUGCGGCGGCAACACGCAGCCGUCGUCCUCCGCAACCGUCGCCCGCACCCUGGAGAACGGCAACGGGACGGCGCAGCGACGCUCUGCCAAACAGACAUCGAACGGCACCGUCGGCAAUGGCACCACCACCGCUACUAGCAACGGUACCGCCGCCAAUCGCUUAACAACUGCGUCCGCGGAACAACUUUACGAUUUCAACGAGACGGAUAACCUCACCGAUACCACCACCACCACCACAACUACCACUACAUCCGGCUCGAAUACAUCGCGAUCGUCGUCGCGACAGGCCAGCAACAGCCCAAAACUGGAUCAGCAAUUGCAGCAGAAUUCCGUUAAGGAGGAUCAAUCAAAAGGAGAAUGUCACAAGAUCAACAAAGUCGUCAUCAAGGUCGAGAAGAACGACGCUACCGAGCGUGGCGCCAGCGCGUCGCCGUCGUCUGUCGAGGUGGCAUACAACGGCGUCGACGAUACCGACAAUUGCAACGGCUACAGUCAGAAACGUAAAGCUUCUUCGGAAGCAGCACUGUCAACGACAAUCGUGGAAUCUGUCAAAAUCAAGCAAGAACCGAUUAAAGACGAACCUGCCACCGUCAAAGAGGAAUCUAAGAACAACAAUAACAAUAACGAUGUCCAGAAGACGACGUCUAACCUCAAAAAGCCCAAGGCUGAGCGCAAACAGCGUCUGCUUGUAAGAACGGAUGAUCGAAUGGACAUUGAGAUAAGAUAUGAGGAUUAUCAGAGGAGCAUCAAAGAAGAACCGGAGAAACGCGAGGAAUCUAGGCGACGCUCAAGCGAGGAUCACGAGGAUGAGGACGCCGGCAGGAGCUCCUCAACGAACACAUCACCUACUCCGUCCAAUACGAAUAACGCUGGAUUUCGCAGCGCUAGAAGAAAGAGAGCUAGAAAGGUAUUUGACCCUUCAGACAACAAUUUAGUGAAACGUAAACGUGGCAGACAGCCGGGUAGUCAUAAAAACUCGCUGAUGCAAGACUCGCAGGAUUCUGGCAAACCAGCUGUAAAGGAAGGACCGUAUAGACAAUGUAGUCUCUGUGCUAAAGAAAAACAAGAACCUUUGGUAGCUUGUAGAGAUUGUACAGUGCGAGCACAUCCAAGUUGCAUUUAUAGUCCGGAGGAGAUACUUCAGAAAUCCAAUAGCAGUUGGCAAUGCGAACGUUGUAAAACUUGUACAAUAUGUUGUGAGACAUCUGAAGCUGGUUCUUUGGUGACUUGUUUUGGAUGUGACGAUGCUUAUCAUUACCACUGUCUCACGUCGCGUGUCGGAAUAUCGAAAUCAAACUCAAAGUGGUAUUGCAGCGAGUGCACGCAAAAGCAGCAGCAAUGUAAAGCGAAUGAUUCUCAAAUAGUAGUUAGUUCAGUUAACGGGACGAGCAGGCCAGAGAGUCCAUCCAAUGCUCCCAACUUACCGCCAGUGCUGAGUCCUCAAGUCUCUCCCACUAGAGGUUCCACUGAUCAAAUAGAAGAGGAUGGUCCAAAAGGUCCUAUCGAUCCAAAUAUUCCUGAUGCGCGACAUUGGACGAUCGAGCAAGUGUAUCAAUAUUUUGCCAGAUUAUUUCCAAAGGAAGCUGAAGUUUUCCGACAACAUGAAAUAGACGGUCACGCUCUUCUGAUGAUGACCCGAAAGGACGUGCUGUGCGGACUCGGUUUACUACUAGGUCCUGCUUUAAAGAUAUACCGACAUGUUUUGAAACUGCAAUUUCGUAGGGACGAUCCCGAACUUUAUUGGCAAUAAUAUAGACAUUCUCGCAUGAAAUCUGUCUUUGCGAUAUUGUACGCGAUUGGAUCUAUAAGAAAGUUUAAUUAUAAAUCAAGCACCGCAGACUUACUGUGUACUAAUGUAUUUGGUUAAAGAAUUGAAGUGUGAAAGUCAUUUGUUGAAGAUAGUGUUCUAAAAUGAUUUGUGUCAACAAGAGAGAGAGAGAGAGAGAAGGAAAGAAAAUUAUACACUAAUGAUUUUUAAUUUCAUCUUGCAUUCAGAGCAGACUUCAACAAUAAGGUCAAGGAAGCUAUUGUGUAAAUAUACGGGGUGUCAGAGAAAUUUUGACCAAAAUGUGAGUAUACAUAUACAUCGAGUUAAUCUGAACACAGAAAAGUCAUCUGCAAUUUUGCAAACUUUGCAAUAUUUAUUGAGCAAUUAAUUAAUAGACGUGACGCAGUGAGUAUGUGCUCAUUCGGUCGCAUGUAUUAAUUAAUAAUUCAACAACUAUUGCGAACUACACAAAAUAGCAAAUGACUUUUUGACUUCAAACUGAUCCAAUGCUUUACACUUUGGCUUGGUCAAAAUUUUUUUAGAUAUCUUGUAUAUCAAACGGUGUACAUUAUAUUUUUUUUUUCUUUUUUUUUUUUUUUAGUUCGUACUAUCGAAUCUCGCGAUGUAUCAAAAUAUAUUCUAUGAAUCGUGAUGUUUUUGAAAAAACACUUAUAUAGUGGCAAAGCUGAUUGUAGGACGUAUUUUGUACAAAAUUGAUCUUUGACGGUGUGCGUGUGCGUGUGCGUGUGCGUGAUUUAUAUAAUAUCGUACAAAUUAAGCCUUUUUGUGGAGAAGAUCGCAACGUACAAUUUUAUUUCUGUACAUGGUACAUUGUGCUAUAUGGAAGACGUGUGUGAUGGUUGGAAAAAAGAUCUCUUGCAAACGAUCUGUCGUAAAUCGCGUCUAUUCUUCGUAGAUGUAAUAUCGAUCUUUACAGACGUAUGUGCACGAUUGUAUACUUAAUAAUGUACAUACACAUUCCGCCCUUUUCACGCGCGGUGUUUUGUAAGAAGAAACAUAUUUUCUAUUCGAACUGUUACUUGUUAAUGUUACAUAAAACAUAAAGGCUUAGGUCUAUACCUCUAAAAUUAUAGACACUGUUCGAAUAUAUACAAAAAAAAAAGAGAGAAAAAGAAAAAAGUAACAAUUGCAUAUAGGAAACAAGGAAGAGAAAUUCGACUGAUUAUGUUUACGCAACUUUUGUGUGUUGGACAAAAAUUCAUGUUUUAUUUGCAGAUUUUACAGACAGGAAUAAAUACACAUUUACUUGUAGCUCCGACAUACUCUACUUUAAGGAACAUGAUACUUUGGUUUACAUGUACUUUUCUAUUAUGCAAUAAAGAUUUUGAUUUUUAUAAAUAUAUUGUAAUAUAAAAUAAUAAAAUACGUAACGUCUUCGCGAGGAAAAACCUAACAUCUAAACUUUUGGAAAUACGGACAGACAUAUGUGAGGAAUGUUGUGUCACACACUCUCUCUCAACAAAUUUGUCAUCGCGGAGAAAGAGAUGAAGACGACACGUAAAAUUUUUACCUAAUGUACAAUUGGAAGAUACACACUAAUACACACCGGUUUUUUUAACAACAAGAGAUUUUAAUUUAAGAAUUAUAUAAGUCUUGCGAACAGGAACUCUUGAACAUUUACUUUUUGUACGAUAUACAUAUACAAUUAUCUCUAGAUUGCACGUACAAUAUCACAAAAUGUAAUUCAAAAUUCAAUUUUGACAUUCAAGAUUUUGUUUGCGCAACGCAAUAUAAAUUUUUACGAAAAAAUUCUAAAUUAUUGCAUCAAGAAAUUUCAUAUAUGUAUAUGUUGUUUAACGUGGUACAUACACUUACAGAAGAUUAUAUCACACGGUGAUGCUCUCUUCUCAAAGAUAGUAAAACUUUUAUUUAUAUAUUGCUACCGUUCACUGUGUGUGAGAUCAUAAAUGGCGCAAUUUCUACUCGCUAAACAGUCUAAAUUGUGUAAAAUAACAAUGUUAUAACAAAACACUACGCAUUAAUAAUAUAACUAUAAUAUAGUAAUAUAAUAGUUUGUUUUUGUUUGUUUUUUGUUCUUUUUUUUUUUUUUUUUUUUUUUUUGAUAAAAACUUUAAUGAGAUUUCAAUCGCGCAUGUUGUGUCACUCGGUAUUGAAAUUGCGGAAAAAAUUGUGAUUUUACACGGUUUUGUUUCCGACAAUAUGAAUACCUGUGCGUGAUCGAACCAAGUUCUAACAUAUGUACAUAUAUGUGAGAUAUGAUGUUUUAGAAAAAUUCUGAAAAAAUUUUUUGCGCGUGUAUAUAUAAA
This is a messenger RNA of Pseudomyrmex gracilis, 5309 nucleotides long. RefSeq lists its product as uncharacterized. Gene Ontology annotation, molecular function: DNA binding; protein binding. The coding region runs from base 697 to 3003 and encodes 768 amino acids. NCBI's taxonomy places the organism in Eukaryota, Metazoa, Arthropoda, Insecta, Hymenoptera, Formicidae. The record is from RefSeq and is a predicted model, not a curated record. The transcript has 6 exons.